This is a messenger RNA of Phalaenopsis equestris, 1588 nucleotides long. RefSeq names its product probable choline kinase 2. Gene Ontology annotation, molecular function: ethanolamine kinase activity; 2 iron, 2 sulfur cluster binding; choline kinase activity. Lineage: Eukaryota; Viridiplantae; Streptophyta; Magnoliopsida; Asparagales; Orchidaceae. Gene Ontology annotation, cellular component: cytoplasm. The transcript is spliced from 7 exons. Gene Ontology annotation, biological process: phosphatidylcholine biosynthetic process; phosphatidylethanolamine biosynthetic process. Bases 336 to 1349 code for a protein of 337 amino acids. The record is from RefSeq and is a predicted model, not a curated record.
CUGCUUGCUAGCCUAUAAAUAAACAAUGGAACUGCACUCCCGCAUUCCUCGCCGCAGAAAAUUCAAAGAAAGACGACGAAAGCUCUCUCUGUCCCUCUUGCCCUCUCUCACUCACUAAGCGAAUUCUUCUUCGCUUCUCUCUCUGGAAGUGAUAAACAUCUUUGUUUCCUUCUCAUCGGAUUCUCUAAAAGUACCCCGUCUUCGUCGUCUUCGAUUGAUCACAUCGGAAUUAAAGCAGAUUUUGGAUUUCAAUAGAUUAGCUUAAAGCCAGACAAUACCGUAUUUUCUCAUACGAUCAAUCCCUGAUUUCAUCGGAUCGGACCUGUGGUAAGGUGAUGGAAGUGUUGGAUCGGAUUCCAAGCGAAGCGAGGAAGAUCCUGCAUUCGCUGGCGUCGGAAUGGAGUGACGUGACGGAUUCGAGGGCGAUAGAGGUGGUGCCGCUCAAGGGGGCGUUGACGAACGAGGUAUUUGAGAUCAAUUGGGUGGCAGAGGGGAGAAGUGAAGGGGAAAGGGGGAGGAAGGUUUUGGUUAGGAUUUAUGGGGAAGGGGUGGAUGUGUUCUUCGAUCGGGAGGAUGAGAUCCGGACAUUUGAGUUCAUGUCGCGGCAUGGACAGGGUCCGCGAUUGCUUGGGAGAUUCAACAAUGGCCGCGUCGAGGAGUUCAUUCAUGCCAGGACUCUAUCGGCAACUGACCUGCAUGACCCAGAAAUAUCUGCUAUUAUAGCAUCAAAACUAAGGGAGUUUCACAACCUCGACAUGCCUGGUUCUAAGAGAGUUCAUCUAUGGGACAGAUUAAGAAAUUGGCUCAAAGCAGCCCAAAGCUUGUGCUCUGCAGAACAAGCUAAGGAAUUCUGUUUGGAUACUUUAGGAGAGCAGAUUAGUUCCUUGGAAAAGUUGUUGGCAGGGGAUGAACACAGAAUUGGAUUCUGCCACAAUGAUCUACAAUAUGGCAACAUUAUGAUGGACGAGGAAACAAAACAAAUCACCAUAAUAGACUACGAGUAUGCAGGCUUCAACCCAAUCGCAUAUGAUAUAGCUAAUCACUUUUGUGAAAUGGCUGCUGAUUACCAUUCCGACACCCCGCAUGUUCUGGACUAUAGGAAAUACCCAGAGCUUGAGCAGCGCAGAAGAUUUGUUCAUAUAUAUCUGAAAUCUUCAGGUGAAGAAGAUCCAUCUGAAGCGGAACUUGAUGAUUUACUUGACUCGAUUGAGAAAUAUGCUCUUGUCAGCCAUCUUAUCUGGGGCUUAUGGGGUAUAAUCUCGGAACAAGUGAAUGAAAUUGACUUUGAUUAUGUUGCGUAUGCAAGACAGAGAUUUCAGCAGUACCGCUUGAGAAAGCCCAUCCUUUAGUUUCAUGUAGAUUACACAUUUUAUUAAUUUUGCUGCCCUCUCAAUAUAUUUUUUGCUAAAAGACAGUGCUCGUUCAGCCCCUCAUGGCUGAUCAAAAUUUACUUGGUUUUAUUUUGAGAUAAAUAUAAUAUAAGAGUAGGCUAGUUCCUACAUUUUCUCAUUUUAAAAUAAAUUCAAAACAUUUACUAUCUAUGUUCAUUAAAUUUGGAUCAAAUAUCCUAAAUUUAAUAAAUAUAUAU